AUGCUCGAAAAGGAGUUCUGCACCACGCCCACGAUUCACGAGUACGAGUUCGCCCACUACAGGCACCGCCUCCACGGCACCGCCGCCGACGAGGACGGCUCCUCGGCCGAACCAAAGCAUGGCCCGCAGCUGGUGGACCUGCGCGAUCGGGCCCUGCCGCUGGGACUCGCGCGACCGCCGGCCUGUGGGACCGAGCAUGAGGACCAGGGAGGACGCUCGCACCAGGCUGCGUUCGCCCCCGAGGGCAAGGCUUCGGCUGCGAUAGGCCAGGACCGUCGCCCGCGCCAAGACACGGACUCCGAAGAACCGCUGGACUCCGCCUUCAGGGCGCCUGGGCCCGCCGGCCGCAUCAGCCCCGCGGGCGUGGUCAUCGAGCCGUACUACCUGGGCGACUCGGUGACGCAGAUCUCGCCGACGACGUACUCCUUCUCCCGGAGGAGGCGGACAGUCUUGGGGGCGCCGCUGAGCGAAGCGGACCUGACCGCCGUGGCACGGAGGUCGUCUUCGACUACCACGUUCAGCGAGGAGGACUUCCAGAUUAGCUACCACAAGGUACUGGACAGCUCGGCAGCCUCCUGGCUGGGCGAAGGCGAAGACGACGACGUGUUCGGCACCACGCGGUCCCGGUACAGGCAGCGGCGCGACGCAGGCAGCGUCCCGUCGGUGGAGCUUCCCUCGAUCCGGGCGACCCACAAGACCCAGUCGGAGCAGCUGGCCUCGCGAGGCAGCGGCGUCGAGGACGUGGCCGUCCAGCGACCGCGCAGCGAGGACCUCUCGGUGCACGUCCGCGAGACCCCGCGGGCCACCCUGGGCCACCUCGAGACGUCCAUCGUCCGCGGCGCCCUGAAGCGCAUCUACCAGCCGUCCAGGACCGACUCGGAUACAGACAGGCACGUCAGUGCCACGCGCGUCGGCUUCGGGUCGUCUCCUGCAGGCCUUCCGCAGACAACCCAAUCGUCGGUGAAGGCUUGCAGCGAGGACUGCGGCCCAGAAGCGGCUCCCAGUCCUCCGCCCCCGAGUGACUUGCCACCGGUGACGCCGCCUCCCCCGCGCAUGCCUCCCGUCGAAAAGCCGCCGCGAGGCAAUCAUCAUCAUCAGACGUCGGCAGGCCAAGGCGUACCUCGCUCGCCGCCCGCCGUGAAGCUCUUAGAACCGGAAAGACCUUCCGAGGAGAAGCGGGAGUGGGGUAGUCCGACCCCGUCGGGCCUGCCCCAGGGCAAGGAGGCUGCGGCGAGUCGGUCGCGCUCGCGAUCGCCGAAGGUGACGAGAAUGUCUUCGUUCUUGCAAGUGAGUGACUCGAAGCGUCCACGUUAAUGGUCGACUGCCGCGAAAUCCUAUACCGCGUAAAGACCCUAUAGAAGACAGUGUAGACGAUAGAGGAGCCUCCGUGGAAAACUUGACGUGCGAAGUACGAGCGAGAGCGUCACGAAAAGCUGACAAAAAUAGCCGUAUUUGAUACCGAAACCGAAAAAAAAGACGACCGCCGUUACGGUUGGCCCGAAGUGACGCAUAAGUCAGUGCGCGCAGCACCACAACAUGAC
Messenger RNA from Dermacentor andersoni, 1541 nucleotides. The record is from RefSeq and is a predicted model, not a curated record. Lineage: Eukaryota; Metazoa; Arthropoda; Arachnida; Ixodida; Ixodidae.